UUCCGGAAGUGGGGCGGUAGCGACAGCCGGGGGCUGGGAUGAGGGGAUGGGCCCUGCGAGCCUGGCGGGGAGGGUGGCGCCGGGGGCAGGCCACGGUAGCCGGCGAGGCUCAGCAGCGAGAGAAGCCCCCCUGGAGGGUCCUGUUCUUUGGCACCGACGCCUUCGCUGCCCAGACCCUCGGAGCGCUCCAUGCAGCCCGAGAUCCUGGACCAAGGCUGCUCGUAGACCACCUGGAGGUGGUGACCCUGCCGUCCCAGCUGCCUGCAGGUCUCCCAGUUAAGAACUAUGCAGAUCAGCUCCAGCUCCCUGUCCACCUUUGGCCAGAUGUCGGGUCCUGCGAGCACUUUGAUGUUGGAGUGGUGGCAUCAUUUGGGCACCUGCUCAGUGAGGACCUCAUCCUGAAGUUCCCAUAUGGCGUGCUGAAUGUCCAUCCCAGCUAUCUCCCGAGAUGGCGUGGCCCUGCACCCAUAGUCCACACGGUGCUCAACGGAGAUGCAGUUGCUGGGGUGACGAUUAUGCAGAUUAGGCCUAAAAGGUUUGAUGUAGGUCCCAUUGUUCAGCAGGAACGACUUGAUGUCCCAGCCAGUUGCUCAUCGAAGGAGCUGGAGUCUUUGUUAUCCAAACUGGGUGCAAACCUGCUCAUUGCUGUCCUGCAAAACUUACCUGAAUGUUUACGGAACAAGAGAGAACAACCAAAGGAAGGAGUGACGUUCGCUCCAAAAGUCACUGUUGCAAUGAGCUGCAUCCAGUGGGAAGAACAAACCCCUGAGCAGAUACUACGGAUGCAUCGUGCCUUGGGAGUAACGAUGCCUCUGCAAACACUCUGGAUGGGUACCACAGUAAAGCUCUUGGAUUUUGUGGAAGUGGAGACUGUACCUGAUCUCACUGAUAGGUUAGUAACUGAAAACAGGACCAUCCCAGGAUCUGUGUCCUAUCAUAAGCAGUCACAGAUGUUGGUGAUCCGCUGCAAGGUUUGUCUCAUAAAGGUGGUGGUCUGGAAUCAAGAAGAGAAAAAUAUUUCUGUGGCCCACAUUCCUAGUUUUGUGACACAGAGAUCAUCUGUAAACCUAAAGGACACCCUGGAAAGCCAAGAUGAUCUCCAUGAAAAGGAAGUGAUCUCCAUGAAUGAAAACAUGGGUUGCUUGCCAGGAUGAACACCCAGACAGACUGGUGGGCACCCAAAGUGGGCAGAGUGGCACCCGCCCAACUGCCCAGCAGGGAGAGGGGCCAACUAAGCUCUGAUCUUAUUUUAUUAUGACAACACAAGUCACAAAGAAGCUCUACUCCAUAAUGGGAUCUCCUGUUGCCAGCUGCCCGAGCAGAAUUGUGCUGGAGAAGUGGGAUAUAAAUACUCUACAUCAACCCGGAUUGGUGGCAGCAGAGCACAGGGAACCUUGUGAGGGGACCUCAAGUGCGGCGUCAGAAGGAGGCAUGGAUCAGGGCAUGACCCUAAGCAAGACAUGAUCCAUGUGGACCUUACUGGUACUGGGAGGUCCUCUGGGGCAGAGAGGGGGCAUUGGCACUACCAGCAUGGCCAUUGCCCUGGAUGACGAUGGUGAGAUCUCUGAGUCGACCAAGAUCUCACAAAGUUGCCCCGGUUGGUUGGAGGUGUUUAAAGAACCUGUUCGCUGGAGGUGUUUAAAGCACCACUAAGCAGACAAGCACAGACAGCGUCUCCCACCGUGGCUUUAAUUGGCAGAUGAUGUGCAAACAGGAGCACGCUCAGCUUCUGGUUUUGGAUAGGAGGCUUUGCCCCUCAUUCCUGGUGAUACUGAGUAUGCUGGAUAUAGUGUAAGGUCCCCAGCUCUGCUUAUUGCCUCCUCCAAACUUCCAAAGAGAAUUAUGGGGCACAUUUUGGCCCAUUAUCCAUAAUAAGGUGCCUUCAGUGUAAGGCCCACGUUUACACCCAGCCCUGAGAAUUGCCCCAAGGCCCACGCCCCAUGUAACUCCUCUCAGUCUACCAGCAAAGGCUCUUCACUGAUGUUUCCCGCCUGCUACCCAUAAGUGAAUUAAGCCAGGAACAGCCCCUUUGGCAAUGAAUACACAGACAGCUGUAGAGCAAAUAAAGAAAUAAAUAUUAUUCACAUUUCAAGUACACCUUUUUCCAGUUAAAGCUUAAUAGGAAGGAAUCGCUUUAUUCCUUUUUAUUGGUUAUGGUUUGCUAACUGGGCUGGCAAAGAAGCUGUUAUCAGAAGAGUUUAUGUACAGUCCUUUAACACUGGAUGUUCCCGGCUAACCUUUUACAGUAUGUAACCCUGUGCAGAAAUACAAGCUCAUCGUUACUGUGGAUAGUUUUCAACUUUAUUUGGUCGACAGCUCAUCUAUCUGAAUGCAAUCUGUUUCAAAAAGGCAACCUCGAUGCCUGGGCUGCUUUAAAACGGUUAUUUCCCGAGGGGCUUUCCCAUUGGCACCUAAGCUAGAUCUUCGCACAUGGGCAGAGGUCAACUCAACUGCAGAUAGGUGCUUGCUCUGCAGGUCACUCAGAAGUCACAGCCUUUAGCAACCAGCCAGGCCCAGAUUUCAGGUGCCAUUGACUGUGGGAUGACUAGUCUUUUUACUCCUGCUUUGAGAGAGGGCAUGCCCUCAGCUGCUGCCUGUGGGCUCCCAGCGUCAUCUGGUGGGCCACUGUGGGAAACAGGAUGCUGGGCUAGAUGGGCCUUCUUGGGCCUGAUCCAGCAGGGCUGUUCUGAUGGAAUACAGCUAACCAAAUUCUGGCUAUUUACAACAGUACACGGGACAUUUGGUGUGGCUGGUAUCAUCUGGGUGGACAAAUGCACACUGUGAUUCCUGACACGGUCUACACUCCAAGGAUGGAAAAUAGGUUGAUAGCGCUGCAAUUCUUUCAGCUUUCAGUGUGUUGUCAUGCUCUUGCUGUCCCAAGCAUCAGGCCUGCAGCAGCCAGAUUUGCAAUGGUGCUUCAGAAGCUUUAAAAAGUUUUAAAACAAACAAAAACUACUAUGAAGUUUUAUUGAUGUUAUUUCGAGGAAUGAAAGUGACAAAGGGCAGACAUGUCCUUCAAAGAGGACUCCAUGGAGAGAGGACAACAUUUUGUGCAAUUUUACCCUAACAGUAUGGAUAUACCAAUCAAUUUUGUAGAUUGUGAACCCUUUGGGGACAGGUAACCAUCUUAUUUGUGUAUUUUCCUAUGUAAACCACUUUGAGAACCUU
This is a messenger RNA of Hemicordylus capensis (graceful crag lizard), 3168 nucleotides long. RefSeq names its product mitochondrial methionyl-tRNA formyltransferase (gene MTFMT). The transcript is spliced from 10 exons. NCBI's taxonomy places the organism in Eukaryota, Metazoa, Chordata, Lepidosauria, Squamata, Cordylidae. The record is from RefSeq and is a predicted model, not a curated record. Gene Ontology annotation, biological process: conversion of methionyl-tRNA to N-formyl-methionyl-tRNA; biosynthetic process. Bases 39 to 1154 code for a protein of 371 amino acids. Gene Ontology annotation, cellular component: mitochondrion. Gene Ontology annotation, molecular function: methionyl-tRNA formyltransferase activity.